Molecule: messenger RNA, 762 nt
Organism: Arabidopsis arenosa
Lineage: Eukaryota; Viridiplantae; Streptophyta; Magnoliopsida; Brassicales; Brassicaceae
Source: the annotation of a GenBank genome assembly
AAGACUUGUGUGAGUUUUAUCGGCCCGAUCCGACCCAAACGCUAUACACCAAUCAAAAUACAACACGUGGAUAAACUAUUUUUCUUCUUUUAAGAUGAAACGACGUCGUAAGAUUUAGUUUGUUGGCCAGAAAGAAACUGAAGAGCCCUUGACUGUCUCUGCGGCGAAAAAGAGAGCGAAGCUUGAAAUCUCCGAUUAAGCCAUGAAUGCUCCCGACCGAUACGAGCGAUUCGUUGUCCCUGAAGGAACCAAGAAGGUUUCUUAUGAUAGGGAUACGAAGAUCAUCAAUGCUGCUUCCUUCACGAUUGAGAGAGAAGACCAUACGAUUGGGAACAUUGUCCGCAUGCACGCAACUUCACCGUGACGAGAAUGUCUUGUUUGCUGGAUACCAACUUCCUCAUCCUCUCAAGUACAAAAUCAUAGUGAGGAUUCACACAACAAGCCAGUCUUCCCCAAUGCAAGCAUACAACCAGGCCAUCAAUGAUCUGGACAAGGAGCUCGAUUAUUUGAAGAACCAGUUUGAGGCAGAGGUGGCCAAGUUUUCAAAUCAGUUUUAAGGAAGGAGUUCUCCAUCAGCACAACCACAAGACUUAGAAUGAGCUUGUGAAAUUUUCCCCAGUUAUGCUUUGUAUAAAUCAGAAACAGAUCGCCCUGUAACUUGUUUUCACUCUAUGUUUCAACACCAUUUGAGGAUGCUAUGAAGUAAUGCUUAGAUUACCUCUUGUUUUUACCACUCUAUCUACAUAAACCACUUAAUGUUUG